Molecule: messenger RNA, 6333 nt
Organism: Trypanosoma conorhini
Lineage: Eukaryota; Euglenozoa; Kinetoplastea; Trypanosomatida; Trypanosomatidae
Exons: 1
Coding region: 1-6333 (2110 amino acids)
Biological process (GO): Golgi to endosome transport
Cellular component (GO): trans-Golgi network; endosome
Source: RefSeq, a predicted model, not a curated record
AUGAAUACACGGCCGGAGAAUGCGGCGGUGGUUCCGCAGCCCUCAAAGCGGGCUACACGGUAUUCGGCGGAAAUGGUGAAGCUGCUGUGGAUUAUGGACCGAACGCCUUCCUCAAACUGGGCCUCCCUUUCGACAUCGCUGUCGCAGCUGCUCAAGUGCAUAGAAAGCAAUAUUGAGGCGGCUGCCGAAGUUGUGCCAGAUCCUUCGCUGCUCUGUCGCGUCAUUUGGAAGUGCUUUGACCCACAGGGUGUAAUGGGCGUGCAUCGAAAAACCCUUGACGUCUUGCAGCGCCUCUGCCUCUGCGCGGGGACCUCCAUGCUCAUACAGCGAAUGCCGCUGUUGCUCGUUGGCGUGCUUGAGCUCCUGCCUCAGUGCUCUAUUCAGGUCAAGGGAGAGUUGCUGAAUUUUGUGGAGGUUUACAUGCUGCGCACACUUCCCCCUGCGGUCGUGGCUGUAGAGCUGCCUGGAAUCCUUUCAGGUGUAUUGGGUGGCCUGGAGGAAAGCGACACAAGCGACGUGUAUCGUUCUACCCUUCAAAUAAUGGAGACCAUUCACGCAAUGCUAAAUAGUGCGUCGAUAGUAACGCCUUUGACCUCGAGUGAAAGCGGGGAAAUCGGGCGCAACCACCACGAGCAGGGGACUUUGUUAGAAGACAGUGUGGCGGGGAGUGGCGACCGGCACGUGUACGCCGCACUUUGGUUGACGCUGAAAAAUUGUCCGUCGCUGCGUGGUUGUGUCUUGUUGUACAUGAAGCUGCGCUUGUCUGGGGAGGCUCCACACGCCCACACCGGCAACCGUGGCGCUCUCGCGGUGGAGGGCGCAGACGGGACCGUGGAACAGCAAAGACACAGUGGCGUGGUUGCAUCCGUGGCGCCCUCGGUCGUCCUUGCCGGCGAUCUCCGUGUUGCUCACAGCGCUAUUUUUGCCACUUUACAAGAGCCGAGCGAGCGAAAGCAUCGGCUCAUGCUGGAUGUCCUCAUCGGCGCCGUACCACUGGGCGACCAAGCAUCAUUUACAUUUUCUGAGCGUUCCUUGUUGGUGGCGGCGGUGAUUCAGCUGCUGGGCUUUCCAGAUGUUAGUAUUAGCAUUCGUCGACGCAUCGCGGCGUGGUUGACGGGCCCCGUCCCCGAAGCGGCUUCUGCCUACGUGCAGGAUGUGUCCUCCUUUCUUGUGGCCCAGGCGUUUCGGAGGGUCGUUCGCUGGUGGGAGUCCCAGUUCCUUCCCACCGAAGUGCAGGAUACUCGAACACACGCGGACCCGGUAAGUCCUCUGGAGGAGUCCUACUACCGGGUCUUAUUUACUUCCGCAUGCAAACACUGCCUUUCCCCGCUUGACCCCGCUGCAGCUGCGACGACACACAUCGACUUGAGAGAAGCCUGUGUGAUGCCGACUGUCUGGCUACGCGCCUUAGUGGGUCUUUUUCGGCACAUCUUUGCGCCCGAUGGGGUCAAUAAUGGCGACGACGACGAUAACGACGCUAUCAAUACGAAUAACGGUGGGUUUUACUGCGGCGACUGCCCCAGCUGCGCCGGGGUGUGUGACGACGACGCUGAUGGCCCCUCCAGGGCGACGGGAAACCCUUUUUUGGAGUACGUGGCUCCUUUGGUUAUGCCUUUUGUGUGUGAUUUGCUUGCUUCCAUGGAACUGUGGAGACGCGAACGGCCCCGACAGAGCGGCUCCAUUGACCCCGUCCUCAAUGCGCUCUUUGCGGUGGUCACGUGGGAUUACUUUACCCGCUACGAGCAUGACCUGGUGAGGGGACUGGAGCGGUGCUUGGAUGGCUUGCGGGAAGUGCCCGCUUCUACCGCGGCGGCCAGCGGCGUGGGGGAGGCCCCGGAAGGAUUGGGUGUGGCUGAGGCCACAAUCAAAUCCCCGUCCCCCGAUGCGCACGCCAAACUUCUAUUGGAGUUGCAGACCUGUUUUCGCCGGCUAGGCGGCUUCGCCACAGUUGUGGGGCUGCACGUGAUGGCACUGGUGGACCAGGACCUGGAGCGCACCGCCGCCUUUAUUCACGGUGUAUUCGCAACGUGUCAAUCGCUCUGCGGCGUCGUGCAGGGUGCGUGCGAGACGUUGUUGGCGCACGGCACCACUGGCGACGACACGGUGCGUUUCUCCCUUGCCCAAGUCUUGAUUAAUGGGAGCCUGGAUGCUUUCAACUUUAUUUUCUUCGGCGUGUUCUCAGCCUUGCAGGACCGAAUGGAGUUGACCGGGAAAGGUGCCGUGUUUCGGGGGAGGGAGGCUGCAUUGCUGGAUGCCAUGAUGCGCGGCGCCGUCGCCAUGGCUCAGCUCGUCUUGCGCGGGGGUGACGGGUGUGCGGAGACGCUGACGCGCCUCAACGACACCGCCUUCUCCCUGCUUCAACUCUCGCUGCAGUCGGGCAGUCAGCCUUCAUCUUCCGACAGCCUCUCUGGCCUCUGCACGGAGAUGUUGGAAAGGUGGGUGGACGCCGUUGCCUCUGUGGCAAGCUCCACCUGCCUUGCCGUGCAGCAGCACGCCUUUCGGCUGUACGUGGACCUGCUAAAUUCAGUUGCGCCACCGCAAGCACUACCGGGUGCCAUCUGCAUGCAAGAGUUGAUGCUGAGGCUGUUGCCACGCCUCUGGGAGUUCUUGGGCACUUGCAGCACAGAGAUGCAACCGCAGGUUGUGGAGCUGCUGGUUCGCCUGUACGCCACGAAGGAGUGUCGGGACAUUCUUGACGAACUCACAAGCGUGGCCACCACGGAGAACGGGGAACGCCUGCUGCUGCUGUUCCGCUUAUUGGAAGAGGAGAAUGUCGCGGAAAGUUUGUUUCGGCCCGGCUUCUUCAUGAUGCUUUGCGCCCUGGACGACAAGGACGCCUCGCUGCGACGGCUGUCCCAGUCCAUCGUGCGCCAGUCAAUUCCCUGCCUUGACCGCGUGCUGAAUCCGUUAAUUGACCGUCUCGCACAGUAUUUCAUGCCCCGUGGCACGGCGGAGGAAGUCGCGGUGGCUGAGCAGGCGAACUGCACUGCCUCCCUCCCCAGCAGUCACCUAUUGCAGGAGCAGGCGACGAAGUGCUUGGGUCCAAUGGAGUUUAUUCGUCUUGUGAAGGCUGUAUUGACCGUCCCGUCGUUUCUUUCCCUGUUCCUCGGUCGGCUGCACGCGAUGCAGCCACCUGCAGGCUCCCGAGCGUUGAUGGCGGCUGUCUUGCCAAGCCCCUCAGAGGACCGAAGUGGUGAAGAGCGAGAGGUGGAGAUGCCUUUGGAUUCCUCUUUUGCGGUGCUUGCUGGCCUGCUUUUGGGCAUCGUGCGUCGGAGCCUCCGAUCGCAGUGCGGCGGGACCGGGGGCGACAGCCCGCGUCUGCGCGUUGAGCUCUGUACGGAGGCAUGCGAGGCACUAAACCUGAUGCUGGAGGGGACGCUUUCCCUCCCCGACGUGUCAGAGACAAUUGUGCGCACGUGGCACUGUACCUCGCUGCACAUGCUGGAUCUCCUCCGUGUGGUGGUGCGGCGAUCACCGUUUGCGGGGGUGCAGGUGUUGAUGCUGCGGCACUUCUUGGACGCCGUGCGCCUGCUGGACGCCUUGGACCCAACCGCUACGACCUUCCCCCGUGACCCCUCUGCAUGCGUGCUGGCCAAGGCGCCUCCCCAGGUCGGGGCCUCAGCAACGGUGGCGGACGAGGCGGAACGAGUCAGUUCUCACAACUGCAUUCUGGCACUUAAAUUGCAAAAAUUUUACGAUACAGCUUCGGACGGUGUGGAGCGGGCUGCGGCCGCGGCUCUGACCUCCGGCUGGGCUGUCGAUGACCUCCUUUCCAUGUGGUGUGGCGCGCUGCUAGAGCUCCUGCCCUUUUUCCACGAGCAGCGCGAUGAGGCGUUGGGGCGCCUCUUGCAUGUAUUCAUCCGGGUGAUUGAUGAGCUGCGGCUGCAACCCGCUUCUCCGACAGGGUCGGCCGCCGCACGAGUGGUCGAGAAGUGCCUGAUGAGCAUUUAUGGUAUACUGAAGUUUCACCUUGCCGCGGAGAGGCAGACGCUUCAGUGCCACGCCGCUGGGAAGCGCGUCCCCGUGGGUUGGUUUGCGGCACAUGUUCCAAUCCUUAGCGGCGGCGGGGGUCCCUCGGCUGCGCAGAAGGCGGCGGGCUCAGAUGCGGCGCCCUACGAAGCCGUGCGGCGUUCUAUACGGCCUGUUUUGUCAACACUGUGCAAACUGCAUUGUAGCGGGCAUCAGGCUCGGCUCGCCGCGGGUGCGGCUGGGGGCGAGCGGCAAAGCGGCGGAGCCUAUGACCGUGUGCCGGCGUCGCAUGCGGAGAGUGGCAUCCAUCGCGUGCUACGGUUGUACGCCCAAGAGCUGGGGGCCGAGUUCUACAAGGCAUACAUAGAGGUCUGGGCCGCCCGCCACGCCCGCCCGUGGGAGACGCUGUUCACGCCGUCAAAGCCUACGCCGUCGGAAACAGCAGGCAGGCACUCGUUGCAGGGCGCCAGAAACCGCAGGAGUCAGUUGUCCCCCUUCACGGUGUCAGGUGGCGACGCAGCAUCGCCCGCUCCGUCCUCGCUCAGCGAUCCGGAGCUGCUCGCCCAGUUACUGAAUACAGCAACUGGGAUAGCCGCGUUGCCGCUGGUUCACGUUGUCGAAGAACUCUUGGUAAAGCAACGCUCGACCGCGACGAAUACUUCCGCUGCGUCCUCCCGGCACCACGCGUUGGGGGCGGAGAUGCCAUUUGAUGCUGUCGCGUUUUGCUUUUUGCACACCUUUCUGUGUGCGUGCCGUGUGCCUCCCGGUGACGCCCAGGAGGUGCUGAGUGCGUUGAUUGGGGUUGCCACGCUGCACCUCUCCCAGGGAUCCCCGUCACUCGUCUGCUUGCCACUCAUCGUGCAGGUUCUCGCUCACUUUGUGUUGGGCCACUCGCUUCUGCAGUCGCCGGCCUCUUCCUCGUUGUGCGGCAGUGACGAGGCGGGCCGGGUGGAGUGGGGCAGGGACAAGCGUUGCGCUCAGAUCAUAUGUAAAGUGUUGGACGCCUUAUGUACCGCGGCGUCGCACACCGCCCCACCGCAGGCGGAGCUGCUGUUUGCGUUCCGGGUGCUUGCCGUCUCCCUCCCGGCGCUUGCCUGCAGUGCCCUGCUGGACCAGGACCGCAUAGCGAACGCCGUCUUGAGUUUCUACAAAAGGUCUCUUCUCCCCAGCAUCAUGUUUGGCGUCGACGCACAGACAGACGCGGAGACGCGCGCCCGCACCCCGCUCGUGAAGGCAGCGCUGUCUGUGUUGCAGGUCAUCGUAAAGUUUGGCGACGCCAUCUCACGGCGGCUUCGGCAGGAGUUGCUUGACGCCCUCUGCACCUGCGACUUCUUUCGUUUUCCGCAGAGCGUGGUACAUGAAUGGGGCGUCAUCUUUGAGUGGCUGUCGCAGGAUCGGACAUUUCACGGGGACGCCGUGCAACUCCUGGCGCCAGCGUCCUCUCAUUCCAGCCGCAUUGUGGCGUUGAUUCAAUCCGCGGAGGAGGAGGAGCGGCAGCGUGUGCGCCAGGCAAAACGCCUUGUCUUUUACGUGACAUGUGUGCCGCCCGCCACACUGAUGCUGGACAGGGAGUUUUGCCUUUUGCUUCGGGAAUGCAUCGCGGAAAACCUUCGCGCGUUUCACUCCGCGGCGUCGGGGAGCGCCGUCAGUAAGUCCGGCUCCGGCUACCGCUCUGUGCGCCACGCCCUCUUCCUUUUCCGUGUCCUGCUGACGAAGCUCGACCCUGCCCUGCUGCAUCCGUUCUGGCCAAUUGUCCUUCCCGGCGUGCUCCGCGCGCUCUCCCUUCCCUCCCCGGCGGGCGACGCAGCGCCGGCGGCGGCUACAGCGCGAGCCCCGGACGGGGAGCUCUUGGCGCUGCAGAUGGAGUGCCUUAAGCUGCUCGACUUUUUGGUGGUGAUUAUGCCCGGCACAUUUGCCCCGUUCCGUUGGGUGUUUUUCGACGAUUUGGAUGCCGCUGCCACCCUCGCGCCGUCUGCUGCGACAGCGGCGUUUACGCCUUUAGUGCAUCACCUGGCACCGCCUCCGCGGCCACGCGCGGUGUCGCUCCACGACGUUUGGGCGCCUGCGGUAUUCUCCUCUGAUGCCUUUGCCGUGUGGGGGGGAUACCAGCGGCCUCUCCUGCGCUUUCCGCCUGUGUGCUACAGCAAACUGCCGGGAAUCGGCGCGUGUGCCGGAGCGCUUUCCCUGUUCUCUUACUCUGCUGGUUUGCUGACGACGGCUGGAACGCAUGAGCAGACGUCGUCGUCUUUAGUUGCGUCUACGCGACUUAUCGAUGGCUGGGACGAGGCGUACGUGCGCGCGCUCGUGGAAGCGGACUUCUCUUGCGUCUUGGAGGAGAACGUCUUCGCUUCUCCCUCUUGCUAA